GCCAGUGCAUUCAAACCAACAGUGCCGCACUCUCACUCCCCGUAUUCGUGUGUGUUUUGACCCUUCCCUGCCCCGUGUCAGCCCUUACUAGGCCAUCAAAGGCGGCGGCGGGCGGACUCCGAGGAUCGUGGAACACCCUCAGGCGAUGGUCGUGCGGCGAGGUGACCCGGCCACGCUCAACUGUGCCGCGGAGGGGGAGCCGGCGCCCGUCAUAACCUGGCUGAGGGACGGGCAGACAGUCACCACCUCGGCAGACGACCCGCUCUCCCAUCGCGUGCUCUUCCCUUCCGGCUCGCUGUUCUUCCUCUCCACAAAAGCCGGGAAGAAGGACACGGACAGCGGAACCUACACCUGCACGGCCGCUAAUGUCCACGGCGCGGCCACCUCCAGGAACGCCACGCUCAUCAUUGCAACCCUCCGAGAUGAGUUCCGCACGGUGCCCAGGGAUGUGGUGGCUGCCUCAGGGGACCGCGCCCAGCUGCUCUGCUCCCCCCCGCGCGGACACCCCCAGCCACAGCUCGUCUGGACACGGAACGGACACCCCAUUGACUUCGACCAGGAGGGGGAGAGGCUUCGGCUACGAGAGGACGGGACGCUGGUCAUCGCUGAGGUUCUACAGACGGACGAGGGGGAGUAUGUGUGCCACGCCACCAACCAGGCAGGACGACGAAGCUCCCCGCCGGCCAUUCUAGACGUGUUAGUGGCGCCGUUCUGGGUGAAGGCGCCGCGAGAUGUUGUGGGCGUGGCUGGGGAGCGCGCCGAACUGAGCUGCCGUGUGGGAGGUGACCCGCCGCCCACCGUGGUGUGGCGGCGUGUGGGCGGCCGCAUCCCCGUGGGCCGCGUGCGGGUGCUGCGUGACCGCGGGCUGCGUGUGGCGCCGCUGCGGCCAGAGGACAGCGGCGUGUACCUUUGUAAAGCCACGAAUAAGGCCUCGGAGAUUACCGCAAACGCCUCCCUCACCGUGCUCACGGCGCCUCAAGUCGUCGAAGUACCAGGCGAUGUCGAAGUCCAGGAGGGCGGCCGCCUUGCCCUCAGCUGCGCCGUGGAGGGCCUGCCCGCGCCCUUGGUCUACUGGACACGGGAGGGCUCGCAGACUGUCCUCCCUACCACCCGCACGCCCUUACCCCUCGGCCCCACCCACGGCGAGGACAGCAUGGAGGUGGGCGGCGUGCGGGCGGCGUAUGAGGUCCAGCAUGCCACUCAUCACCUCUCCGGGCGGUAUGUGUGCGGCGGAGUGAACAGGGCGGGCGGGGUCAUGACGAGGGUGUGGGUGAAGGUCCGCCCCGCCCAUCUUCUCCCGCCGCCCAUCAUCUCCGUCCCGCCCGCCAAUCAGACACUGCAAGUUGGUGGGCGUGCGGCGCUGUACUGUCGUGUGUGGGGCUCCCCGCCGCCCGCUGUUACGUGGAGACACCGAGGCCGCCCCGUCACGCCCACGCCCAGGAGGAAGAUUCUGCCCGACAAUACGCUGACCAUUGACGAGGUUCGCGCGGAGGACGUUGGCCAGUACUGGUGCGUGGCUUCCUCCCCCAGGGGCACCACGGAGGCAGGGGCGUUCGUCUCCCUCGCCGCUCCAGGUCACCCAGUGUUCCCUCCCCCUGACCCCGCCACCGCCCCACGCCCACCCGCCACGCCCACGGUGAGAGCGGCCAACGAAACCGCCGCCGUGGUGGAGUGGGCGGCCCCCGGGGGAGAGGGCGGGGUGACUGGCUAUACCCUGGAAUACUAUAGCAGUGAGGUCGGAUUAGGGGCUGCCUGGAGGGUCGCUGCCGCCCACACACCGCAUACCUCAUUCACCCUCGCGCCCCUACGCCCUGAAGCAACGUACGGGGUCACGGUUCGCGCCCACAACGCCCAUGGAGUGUCGGAGCCGUCGGGUAUAGCUGAGGUGGGCGUGGGCAGCGCAUGGGUGGUGGAGGAGGGCGUGGAAGUUGCGGGUGGGUUGGCGGCGGCGAGGGUCGUUCUGCAAGAGGCCCGCCCUGUUCCGCCCAGGCCCGCCGCGAAGAUUGUCUGGCAGACGGAGGGUGACAGCAGCGGGGUGGAGGGCUUCUACAUCCGCCUCCAUCACGAGUCGAGGGACCUUCACCCAGAGUCCAGCGGCAGAGACACCCCGGCGCUCCUUCCCCCUAGGCCGGCAGGCGAGAGCAACAGCACGGUGGUGACGGUGCUGAACGCAGGCCCCGGCGCCGCCUCCUACGUCCUGCACGGCCUGCACCUCUACAGGGCCUACACCGUGUUCCUCGUGCCCUUCUAUAAGACCUUCGAGGGACGGCCUUCUAACAGCCUCUCCUUCUUCACCCCCGAAGCAGCCCCCACGCGGCCCCCUCAGAGCGUCGGGGUACAGCUAACCAACGUCACCACGGCUUCAGUCUUCUGGUCCCCGCCACCGCCUCUCCACCGAAAUGGACCGAUCACAGCAUACCAGCUCGAGAUCGUGUCAGCGGACGGGUCGAUAUUUCUCUCCCGCGCCGUCAACGGGUCGGUACGGUCACUGCGGGUCCACAACCUUACCCUGGGGGACUCCUAUCACGUGACCCUCGCCGCUACCACCACGGCAGGACGCGGCCCCUACACCGCGCCUGUCAGCCUGCAUGUUGACCCCGUCCUGCUGCACCCCCUGGCGAAGUCGGGUCCGUCCCUCGCCUCGCUGGACGGGGACGUUUGGGUGAUCGGCAUGAUCGGCGCGGCUGUGUUCUGCAUCCUGCUGGUGUCCGUGGCCACGCUGCUGCUGUGGAGGAGGCACGCCAAGAACAAGGCUCUGGGGCACUCCGGGGAGGGCGUGCACAAGGGUGAAGUCCUGGGGUCUGGGCUCACCACGGGGGACGGCGCCCUGUGGCAGGAGUACGCGGGCUGGCAGCUGGAGAAGGUGUGUGGCGGCUCCGCAGACGUCAAGGUCCUCAACACGGCGGGCGCCCCUGGUGACGGUGAGCCCCCCGCCCCCCGCUCCCUGGUCACCUUCUAUAGGGGACCAGACGCCGAUGGGCCUUACGCCACCACCUCCCUGCUGGCGCCGCACGCUAGGCACUCGCUGAAGGCGCGGCCGGAGGAGCACCGCGUAGGCGAGGGGGACAAACUACCUCUGGGCGGCCACUCCAAGGGCGGGGACAGGACAUACUAUACGGAUGGAGCCAACACUCUACGCCGCAUUAAGGGUGGGCGCCCCCUCCUCAGCGCGCCCCCCCUCCCCUGCCUGCCGCCCCCCGGGCUCCCAGAAUCCAGAGGGGGGUCAUCCUGCUACUGUGGUCACGCCCCCCACGCCCCCCCUCACCCCCCAUCCAGGAGCGUGAGCGAGUCCCCGUACAGCGAAGCGCACUACACCCCCACGCUGGCCGCCCACCACCGCCCAUGCUACCUCUCCCACGCCCCCCACGGCCCGCACUGCGCCGCCCACCUCUACUCGUCCACCACGCCCAUGCCCCCGCCCAUGCACUCGGAGGCACUGAGGCCCCCCCUCUCGUCGCCCGCCACCCCGCACCACCACCUCUGCCGCACCUCCGCCGUGUACGAGUCAGCGUCGCUCCAGUACGCGGCCGCCGGGUACUACCUCCCCACCUCCCUGGCCUCCUCAUGCACCUCAAACACCUCGGACGCGGCCUCAGGCGUGUCUGGGGUGUCCGGGGUGAGCAACAUGGAGCGGGGUGUACAAAGCUCCCUCCCCUCCCUUACCUACGAGGCUAUAAGGGCGCUGGGGGAGGAUAUACAAGCCUUCAGACAGAGACAUCAGAUGGCGGACGAAGAAUCCCACUCUACAAAAAUCGGAGGAAACGAAGGAGGAAACGGAGGAACAUCAACAGCACCAGCAGGAGGAGGAGGAGGAGGAGGAGGAGGAGGAGCCAGUACCACCACCACAACCACAUCAACCACAACAACAACAGGAGGAAACGGAGGAGGAGGAGGAGGAGGACGAGACAACUCGGGCACCUCAGACGUGAUUUCAAAAAACCCAAAUUUCGAGGUUCCACGCCCGCCUCUCUCCCCUCCUUCGCCUUUGUCAACCUCCCUACCCCGCAAGGCACCUCAGGCUGGCACGCUGGCCCCCGGGGGAUCACUGCCACCCCUGGAGAUAGCCGUAGCACCCCUGGAGGAGGCCGAGAGUGACUGUCUAGAGGAGGAAGAGGAGGAGGAGGGAGGGGAAGGGGAUGACUGCUCCGUUUGUUCUUGCUGCGAGGCUGAAUCCUCAGUCUACGCGGAGACAGAUUUCGCAGAGGAGGUUCGCGCAAGCUUAGAGGAGCCUGGCGGGCUUGUGUCGGGCGGCGUGAGAGUGGGUGGGGCGGCGGCUCCUCGCAGACACAGACACAAGCGACGGCCUCGGUCCACCUACAGCACGGACAGCCACUACCUUCAGCUGCAUGACCCACACUGCGGCGAUGCCCCCCCAUACCAGCGGCCCUCCUAUCCUAGCGCCCCCCUCACGCCGCCUUCCAGACCGCCGCCCCCCGCCGCACAAGACCCCCCAGGACCCCGCUGAGGCCACGACAGGGCGGGGGAACCACUGGGGGCCGGCGGACAGCCACGGCGGGCCACGGCUGGGCGCUAACCGGGGAACAUGACAUUGCUGGCCAUUUGACAAAUACCAAGACGACCUCAACUCCUACUACUAUUACUACUACUUUAAGACCCUCCAAGCGUAUAGGCAGUCCCCUCAACCCCCUCAAAAGACACUGAAAUGGCCCCGUGUGAAUGCGUUGUGUCUUGGGAUAAAAGGUUGACUUGGAAAUGAUAAGAAGGAGAAGGAGGACAGAAGGAAGGAAGUACAGAGAUUAAGUGAUAUGAGGAAGGUUUUGAAGAUGGAGGAGAAGUGGAAAUGUGCAAACCAAUGAUAAUGAUAAUAACAGAGAUAAGGAGGAAGUGGAGGAGGAGGAGGAGGAGGAGGAGGAGGAGGAGAUGCACACAACCCAGGGAAGGAGAGGAUGAAACUGAGGUCAUUUCAAAACAUAUCAGAUGACAAAAAAUUACCAAAAAAGAACUAGAAAACGAAGAAAAAAACGAAACAUAUCAGACAACCCUUAUUUAAACUUACCUAACCAAUACAUAUCAAAUCAGAGAGAGAGAGAGAGAGAGGAAUAAACAAUCUAACACUACAAAGCACUUCCUCGUAUACAAACUCCCUUGCUAAACUACCUAACGGAUGCAUAUCAAAUCAGUGAGAGAGAGAGAGAGAGAGAGAGAGAGAGAGAGAGAGAGAGAGAGAGAGAGAGAGAGAGAGAGAGAGAGAGAGAGAGAGAGAGAGAGAGAGAGAGAGAGAGAGAGAGAGAGAGAGAGAGA
Messenger RNA from Eriocheir sinensis (Chinese mitten crab), 5262 nucleotides. RefSeq names its product roundabout homolog 2-like. The transcript is spliced from 23 exons. Gene Ontology annotation, molecular function: protein binding. Gene Ontology annotation, cellular component: plasma membrane; axon. Gene Ontology annotation, biological process: cell-cell adhesion; axon guidance. The record is from RefSeq and is a predicted model, not a curated record. Bases 146 to 4465 code for a protein of 1439 amino acids. NCBI's taxonomy places the organism in Eukaryota, Metazoa, Arthropoda, Malacostraca, Decapoda, Varunidae.